Molecule: messenger RNA, 2177 nt
Organism: Phragmites australis (common reed)
Lineage: Eukaryota; Viridiplantae; Streptophyta; Magnoliopsida; Poales; Poaceae
Exons: 7
Coding region: 1093-1890 (265 amino acids)
Biological process (GO): transmembrane transport
Source: RefSeq, a predicted model, not a curated record
CCUUUUGUGUCGCGCUUCGCUGUACGGAUUGGAAUCGACGAGCGGCGGGGCGGGGAUUGGGGGGCUCAAGCAGAAGAAAGCGGCGUCUCUUUUUUUUUUUUUAGUUUGUGCGAUUUUUCACCGAGGGGGGAUUAGGGAAGGGAUAUUAUUUUCCUUUUCGAGGUGUGAUUAGGGGGAUACGUGCAGCCAUUAGGAUCUAAUUAAGAACAAGUCGUAUAAUUGUUUGUUUUUUCCUUGUUUCAAAAGAAAAGAAAAAAAUGCUUGUUCUUUAAGUGAUUCUGUAUUGCUUUAAUAGGUAUUUAGCAAGGUAUUUGGCCAGAAAGGAGCCUCCCUUUUUCAUAGCCUUGAAGUUCUGUUUCAGUGGGUGAAUGGAGUAGAAAUAAUCUUCUUUUUUUGGGUGUCAUGGUGUGCCAUGUUGCUUUACUUAAUGGUACUCUGGAGGAACCAGAUGCUAUUGAUAAGAUACCGAGGCAUUUUGCUGUUUGAUCAGAAGCUAAGAAGGGCAAAGCAACUUUUAUGUAUUGAAAUUUUUGCAAGCGCAAUUGUUCAACUAUAAUUUAUAUCUGUAAGUAUUAGAUAUAGAUUCUCUUUACAAACAAUAUGUUUUUAUAGAUGCACAAAACAUUGUAUAAAAAAUAAAUUGUCAUAUCUUUACCGAGUUUGUAGGCAUAUGAGAAUUUUGGAUGCUCAUAGGGAUCUAAUAGUACAUAUUCCUUUAUUUGUGCAUGUGUAAAGCUAUCGGCGUUUAUGAACAAUGGUUUCUGUGCCAUUGUAGAAUUUUAGCAGGGACUGAAAUCUAACAGGAACUACCAUUACUGUUUGUAAGCUAAAAGGAAAAAGUUGGUUUUCCCUUGUGUUGGUAGCCAGUGUGUUUACUUACUUCAUCCUAUUAGUCAGAAUUGCAAUGUACCAUAACGUAUCAUGAAAGCAAGCAUGUUACAAGGCAUUCCUUUUCAGUGCAUCUGAUUACUUCAUUUUUAUUAGGAUUAUGCCAAGAAGGGCUUAGUUGGGAAUUUAUGUUCCACUUUCUGAUUAAUACAGAAAUUGUAUCCAUUGAUGAUAUAUGGAAGAUGACUGGAUACGGUGGCGGGUAUGCAUUCAGAUGUUGCAGCUUUAAGGAAGUAUAGCAUAUGGCAUGAGGCUUCACGAAUUGUUCGAGAAGAAGGAUUUGGAGCAUUCUGGAAAGGCAAUCUAGUGACAAUUGUACAUCGGUUACCUUAUUCCGCCAUCAGCUUCUAUUCAUAUGAGCGCUACAAAAAUCUUCUCCAAAUGGUUCCUGGCUUGGAUAGAGACUCAAAUAAUGUUGGCGUGGUACGUUUGCUUGGUGGUGGUUUGGCAGGAAUAACAGCUGCAUCUGUGACUUACCCAUUGGAUGUUGUCCGUACUCGUUUGGCAACACAGAAAACAACUAGGUAUUACAAGGGCAUCUUUCAUGCACUGUCAACAAUUUGUAGAGACGAGGGUGUCAAAGGAUUGUACAAAGGCCUUGGGGCAACACUAUUGGGAGUUGGACCUAGUAUAGCAAUCAGCUUUUCUGUAUAUGAAUCACUGAGGUCUCGUUGGCAAGCAGAAAGGCCCCAUGAUUCCACUGCUGUUAUUAGCUUGUUUUCUGGGAGUCUAUCUGGUAUUGCAUCAUCGACAGCCACAUUUCCUCUUGAUCUUGUAAAGCGGCAGAUGCAACUACAAGGAGCAGCUGGGACACCAUCUGUCUGCAAAUCAAGCAUAACUGGAACUGUCCGCCAUAUCUUUCAGAAGGAAGGCCUUCGUGGCUUCUACAGAGGCAUUGCCCCUGAGUAUCUCAAGGUUGUUCCUAGUGUCGGAAUCGCUUUUAUGACCUACGAGACAUUGAAGAGCUUGCUCUCCAGCAUCGACGCAGACGAUGAGUGCUGAGGUUUUCCAAUUUACAAAGAGGUUAAGCUUCAGCAAGAUUUUACCCACAGGUUACUGUAAGAGACUAUGGGAAUCGGAGUGACGUGCCAAGCAUUUUUGUAGUUGUUGGUAGGAUAAAGCUUACCUGAGAUGUGUACAAAUAAACCACCAGUUUUAUGUUGUACCAUAGGUUAAAAAGAGCAAAUGAGCGCUCAGUUGGCCGUGUAAAUCAAAAGCCAUCUCUGUUUCCUCCGAGCAUUAUGCUCCAAUUUUGUAUCGUGAAAUGUAACUAGACGGAUUGGCGUAUC